Molecule: messenger RNA, 4436 nt
Organism: Podarcis raffonei (Aeolian wall lizard)
Lineage: Eukaryota; Metazoa; Chordata; Lepidosauria; Squamata; Lacertidae
Product: zinc finger protein 420-like
Exons: 9
Coding region: 161-2806 (881 amino acids)
Biological process (GO): regulation of DNA-templated transcription
Source: RefSeq, a predicted model, not a curated record
GGUGUCCAAGCCCCGCCCUCCCCAGCCCCUUCCUGUCAAGAGGCAGCUGUUGUCUCCUCGGAGGCGCCUCCUGCAUCGACGCCUCUAAUUCGGAUGAACAGAACUUGGCAGAGGACCAAGGGGAUCCUUCCUGUCUCUUGGAGGCUUCCUGAGAGCACACAUGGAUGAGCAGGACUCAGCUGGCCCUGGAGCAGGAAGAGGCCAGGCCAUGAAAAAGGGGAGCAGUGUGGGAUUCUGGGAAAGCUCUGUGCAGAAGAUCUUAGGUGAGGAGCACACCCUUCGCUCAGAGGCACAGAGCCGGCAGUUCAGCUGGUUCUGCUACCUGCAAGUCAAAGGACCCCGUGAGGUUUGCAGCCAACUUUACCACUUUUGCCACCAGUGGCUGAAGCCAGAAAGGCACACGAAAGCGGAGAUGCUGGACCUGGUGAUCUUGGAGCAGUUCCUGGCUGUCCUUCCAGCGGAGAUGGAGAGCUGGGUGAGGGAAUGCGGAGCAGAGACCAGUUCCCAGGCCGUGGCCCUGGCCGAAGGUUUCCUCCUGAGUCAGGCGGAGGAGAGGAAGCAGGGAAAGGAUCUUUCUGCAGAAACGGGUCCUGAUUCCUCUGAGGCAGAGAGGACGUUGUUGGACACCAGAGAGAGGCCGCUGGGUGAAAGAGGGAUGCUGGCAAGACCUCCUCCUGCAUCUCUUCAUCCUGGUGGAGGGGAAGCAGCAGCUGAGGAACCGGAUCAGGGUCUAGUGUGCUUUGAAGACGUCACUGUUUGUUUCACGGCGGAGGAGUGGGCGUUGCUGGAUCCUGCCCAGAGAGCUCUGCAUAAGGAGGUUACAGAGGAGAAUCGUGGUAUCCUGGCCUCUCUCAGUGGUGAUGAAUUAGAAAAUAAGAACCAGCGAAUCCAUGACAAAAUCCACACAGUGGAGAACCCCUAUCAAUAUGUGGAGUGUGGAGAGAGCUCUCAUUCCUCAUCCCAUCCAAGAAGUCCUACUGGGAAGAAAAAGCAUCAGUGCUUGGAAUGUGGGAAGAGCUUCCGUCAGAGGGCCCAUCUCACGGCCCAUCAAAUGAGUCAUAAAGGAGAGAAACCUUAUCAGUGCUUGGAAUGUGGGAAGAGCUUCAGUAAGAAGGCCUAUGUCACUUCCCAUCAAAGAAUUCAUACAAGGGAGAAACCCUACCAGUGCUUGCACUGUGGGAAGAGCUUCAAACAGAGGUCCCAUCUCACUAUCCAUGAGAGAAUUCAUACAAGGGAGAAACCAUAUCAGUGCUUGGAAUGUGGAAAGCGCUUCAGUCAGAGGUCCCAUCUCACUACCCAUCAAAUAAUUCAUACAGGGGAGAAACCUUAUCAGUGCUUGGAAUGUGGGAAGGGCUUUAGUUCAAAGGCCUAUGUCACUUCCCAUCAAAAAAUCCAUACAAGGGAGAAACCCUAUCAGUGCUUGCAUUGUGGAAAGAUUCACUCAGAAAGGAAGUCUCACUUCCCAUCAAAGAACUCAUACCUGGGAGAGAGUCCACAUAAAUGCUUGGAAUGUGGAGAGAGUUUUAGUCAGGAGUCCUUUCUCACUUCCCAUCAAAGAACUCACAGCGGGGAGAAUCAGAUUCCCCAAGAAUCAUUGGAUUGUUGUAUUGGGUUGGAUGGUGAGAGUCAUCUUCUCCAACCCCCUGCAAUGAAGGAUAUUCAACAAAAGAAUUGUCUCGGCAAGACCUCCUCAUCCAUCUUUUCUGGAACCAGCUCAGAUGGUGAUGAAUCAGAAAUGAAGAACAAGGGAGACCAUGAUGAAAUCCCCACAGAGGAGAAACCAAGUAAAUAUUUGGAAUGUGGAAAGAGCUUUAGUCAAAGCUCCCAUUCAGCUUCCCAAAAAAGGAAUUCCAUUGGGAAGAAACCGUACCAGUGCUUGGACUGUGGGAAGAGCUUCAAUCAGAGGGGUCACCUCACUAUCCAUGAAAGAAUUCAUACAGGGGAGAAACCAUAUAAGUGCUUGGAAUGUGGGAAGAGCUUUAGUUACAGGUGCAGCCUCAGUUCCCAUCAAAGAAUUCACACAGGGGAGAAACCUUAUCAGUGCAUGGAAUGUGGAAAGAGGUUUAUUCGGGGGGAACAACUCAUGGUCCACCAAAGAAUUCAUACAGGGGAAAAACCUUUUCAGUGCUUGGAAUGUGGAAAGAGCUUUAGUCAAAGUGCCACUCUCACUUCCCAUCAAAGAAUUCAUGCAAGAGAAAAACCUUAUCAGUGUUUGGAAUGUGGGCAGAGCUUCAACUGGAAAUAUAAUCUCACUUCCCAUCAAAGAAUUCAUGCAAGAGAAAAACCUUAUCAGUGCUUAGAAUGUGGGCAGAGUUUCAGGGAAAGCGCCAAGCUCACUUCCCAUCAAAGAAUUCAUACAGGGGAGAAACCCUAUAAGUGCUUGGAAUGUGGAAAGAGCUUUAAACAGAAGGGAGGUCUAACUUCCCAUCAAAUAAUUCAUACAGGGGAGAAACCAUUUCAGUGCAGGGAAUGUGGGAGAAGAUUCACUCAUAGUGGCAAUCUCACUUCCCAUGAAAGAACACAUACCUGGGAGAGCCCAUAUAAAUGCUUGGAAUGUGGAAGAAGUUUCAGCCAGGACUCCUAUCUCAUUUCCCAUCAAAUAAUUCAUACAGGGGCAAGACCAUAUAAAUGCUUGGAAUGUGGAAAGAGUUUUAGUCAGGAGUCCUUUCUCACUUCCCAUAAAAGAACUCACAGCGGGCAGAAUCACAAUCUCCCAGAAUCUUUGAGCUGUUGCAUUGGAUUGGAUGGUGAGGGUCGUCUUCUCCAGCCCCCUGCAAUGCAGGAUUUUCAACAAAAGAAUUCAUGACAGAUGGCCACCCAACCUUUGCUUAAAAUCCUUCAAUUCAAGAAGAGUCCACCAUCUGCCUGAUGUUUAAUCAGAUUCUCCUUACUUGUAUCUUGAAUGCAUUGGUGUGGGUCCUUCCCACGAAAAAGCAAGUUUGCUUGGUUUGGGUCCUUCCACCAGAGCAGGAGAAAGCAAGCUUGCUCCCUCUUCCAUGGCCCAGCUCUUUAGAUAUUGGAAGACGGCUUUCACAUCUCCUUCUCAAUCUUCUCCAUGAUAAACAUCCCCAUCUCCCUCAACUGUCCCUCAAUAGACUUGGUUUCCAGAGCCUUGAUCCCCUUGGUCUCCCUCCUCUGCUCCCAUUCCAGCUCAUCAGGGAUGAAGCUCAUUCAGAAUCUGGCACAAAAGGUUUGGUCCCAGCAAAGCCAUUGUGGAGAUACAAAGUAAGCAGCUUGCAAAAGGGAUGGAGGUAAUCCAAAAUGCAUCAUCCGUAAUGAAGUGCAUAAACUGCGUUACUGAGAGGAAGCUGAAACCUCCUUUCCCGCCAUGUUUGCAACAUCUCUUUUCCUGCAUUUCAAGGGGUUUGACUAAAGGACCCUCUGUGCUCCUUCCAACUCUACAAUGCUAUGAUUCUAUUAUCCUCUCUUGAUGCAGCUUAGAAUAGCAUUAGCCUUUCUUUGUUGGUGCUUCACUCUGUUGACCUAAGAGCCCUAGAUGCUUUUUAUGUGUACUACUGGCUAGCUAGUUGUCCCUCAUUUUAUAUUUGUGCAUCUGGUUGUGCCUGCCUAAAUGCACAUCCUGACAUAUUGAAAUUCAUGAAUUGCAUUCCUAUAACACCCUGUCCUUGAAGGUGCUGUUACACGGUUCUUCCCUAUCUCAUUUAAUGCUGACUAUAUAAUCCUGUGAGAUAAGUUGGGCUGUGAUGCAGUUCCUGGCCUCCCAAGUUCACACAGUGAGCUUCAUGGCUGAGUGGGGAUUUGAACCCAGGUCUGCCAGGUCAUAGUCCAGCACUCUAACUACUAUAUCACACAGCUCUAUAAUGAAACUCUCAGAAAGUGUGCAUGCAUUUUUUAUUUUUAUAUUGUAUUUUUACACCAUGAAUCGCCCUGAGAUCUUUGAAUGAAGGGUGGUAUAACAUUUUACAAACAGCCAAAUAAAUAGAUAAAAUUAAAGUCGUUAGAAAUAACUCAUAAAAAAUACACAACCAAACUGAAGAAUAGCCACAUAAAUCACAAGAAGAUGUAAAAUAAAGACACAAAUUCCAACCUCAGAACGCCUGACCAUACCUCCUAAGUCCAAGGGUUUAUUCAGCAGCCUCAGCUUUCGUAGCUGGAGUCAGUCCGUCCACCAGUCACUCUAGGGCCUACUCUUCCAGGCCACUUGUGAAAAGGCCUGCAAGGCAGGGAGCAGGUCUUCCAGGACUCACAGCCAAGACGGUAUCUGGCCUUUUCAAUAGAGACCCUUGGAGUGGGGAGUGAGGGGGUAGUAGCAGGGUUGGUUAGAGCAGUAGAAUAGGAACAGCAUAAUAUCGCCCCUUGUUUCAGUUUUAAUAAAGUAAAAAAAAGGAACAGGAACAUCUGAAAGCACAUGCUUAUGUACACAAAGUUACCCUGAACUUCUUGUUUAUUAUUUAAUAAAUCAGUUAUACUCCAGA